GUCCGAGAAGAAAGGGAAUCCGAAACCCGACCAACUUGAGACACAGCGAGUCACCCAGAUGAUAGAUGAGCCAGAUUAACCUUAGGAGGAGAGUCUUGACGCCAAGAAUUUAGGUAUUCGUGAUCACUAGUCGGGUUGCGGGCGCUUCGUAACACCCAACAAAUGGAGAACGACGAAACCCGUCUCCAUCCCCUGGCAAGGCUGCCCAUUUUACCGACACUGCAUGGUUUUUGAACAGCUAGAGGUAUAUCUACCUUGCACUAAGCCAAGUGAACAGCGACACAUUCCUCAACCGAACUUGAGUUCCAAGACGCCAUCGACUGACUGCCUCUACACCAUCAUCAUAGCACCUCUCUCAGCACUCAGCUUCUAUCCUAACCAGGUGCAUUUGCCAGCCAACUAUCAGACAAGCUGCUUGAGGCGCAGAUGGACCCGGUCUCUAUCGCCUCCGCUGCAUUCGCCCUCGCCGGGGGCAUCAUCAAAUGCUCGGUCUCGAUAGCCCAAUUCGUUCGCCAGGCCAAGCACGCACGGAAAGAUCUCGACAGGGUCACCACCGAGCUUGCAGUUCUGUCCGGCUUACUCACUCCGCUUACUGUGGCUCUAAAUCUGAUAGGAAACCAGGCCAGCGGGCUUCUCCCCCGUGAGCAACUCGCGCAGAUCGGAGGUCCUAUCAAGGAAUGCGACUUGUUAGUAACCCGCAUCAACGAAUACAUAAGUCUUUUCAAGAACGAUGCCAUAUGGACAAGGGCAAAAUGGGCCAUGUGCGGCAAGGAGCAUGUUGAGGAUUGGUGCGAAAGUUUGGAAGUACACAAGCAAUCUCUCAACUUGAGCCUUCUCAUACUCUCUCUCUCCGAUACUCAGGAAAUUAGAAGAGACACUACCGAGAUCAGAGGAACAAUACAACGGAUGCACAAAACUGUUCGCGAAAUCCGAGAUCGAGUCGUCGUCCCACGACGAAGUAGGUCAGCGCCUCUAGCACGUCCUCCAAGAGAUGUCCAGCAAUGGGUGGACAACAUCUCCACCUUAUGGCUUAGGUCACCUUCAGGGUAUGGUUCUGAAUACCGUUCCACAAUACCGACCCGAAUCCCGUCCUCAACGGCUAGUCGCUACUUCAGUCUCGCGGGGAGCGAGAAUGAAUCGUCUGCAUUGCGACGCCAACAACCUGCUAGGCCAGGUGAGCUCGAGAAUUUCGAAGUCUUUCAGGCGCCGUCUCAGCCGCCUUAUCUGCCAUCUUCCGAGCUACCGAGUAUCAACUGGACGGAGAUAUAUAACUCGCCUACUAGCAGCCAAAAUGAAGCCCGGCUUCGGUCUGAAGUCAGCCAGGCGCCAUCUCAGCCGCCUUUCGAGCUACCAAGUUUCAACUGGAGGGAGACAUAUAACUUGCCUGCUAGCAACCAAAACGAGGCCCGGCUUCGGAAGUCAGGGAUAAGUGGUACAUAUGUCCAGUGCUACGGUACUUUGGCCUCAUCUUCGGCGCCAAGAACUACCAUAGCGCAGGCUUUGCCUACUUCUCCAGUAUCAGACAACCUUUCCGUCUGUGAACCUUCCGCCUCUCCUUGAAUCCCUAGCAUUUGUCUGAGCUUCCAAUACGCACCCCCAAUCCCGCCACCCUCACCUUUCCCAUCAUCAACUGAUAUCUCUACCUCCAUUUGUUCUUUGUUUCGGCAUAUUGCCUGUCUUGCCUGGGCUGGUGAAAUGGGCACACUUGUUGAUGCCAUAAUCUCCUAUAUCAUCUCUGUCACUCUACGUCCCCUUUCUGUACGCUGUCGGAUUGUAUUUGGACUGCCCUUUUCAUCGAAAGUUGCGUCCAAAGGGGUCUCUAUACGGCUGUUUUCAUACAGAAAUUGUAUAAAAGUGCUGUCCUUUGGUCGGUUGCUGUGCGGAAAUGCAAUAUGCGACUGCCGCAUCCGGGACAGGGUCAUAUGUAAUAAAAUAAUGUACAUUUUCAGUAUGAGAUACCCACCAGUACCAGAUGUCCUCG
Messenger RNA from Neurospora crassa OR74A, 1981 nucleotides. RefSeq lists its product as hypothetical. Bases 427 to 1560 code for a protein of 377 amino acids. NCBI's taxonomy places the organism in Eukaryota, Fungi, Ascomycota, Sordariomycetes, Sordariales, Sordariaceae. The record is from RefSeq and is a predicted model, not a curated record. The transcript has 2 exons.